GUCAAUGUUAGUGGCGUUCUAGUUAUUUCGAAAGUAUAGCUAUGUUUACCGUUCAUAGAUUGGGGUUCGCGAUUAAAUUCGGAAAAUACCUUACAAGACCGUUAAGUCUGAGCUGUGAAAGACGAAUUUUAAGAAAACAAUGUCAGCGGUUCUCAGGUAUAGCUGGCACUCUCGCACAAAGCUAUUCUUCUCAGGCAGCGACACAAACCACAGAAACUCAUAAUAUUAUAAAGGAUGUAGAAAAACCUACAGAGGAAGGAGUCAAACAUGAAUUCCAAUCAGAAACACGGAUGCUGUUACAAAUUGUUGCAAAGUCCUUGUAUUCAAAUAACGAGGUUUUUCUACGUGAAUUAAUUUCUAAUGCAAGUGAUGCGCUUGAAAAAUUAAGAUAUAUGCGCUUAAGUGAUUCUAACGCUACAGAUAUUAUUGGUGAUAGAAAUUUGGAAAUUCAUAUUGGUACUGAUAAACAAAAUAGAAUACUUAUAAUUCAGGAUACAGGAAUUGGUAUGACUCAUGAAGAACUGGUAUUAAAUCUAGGAACUAUAGCUAGAUCUGGUUCUAGAGCUUUCAUAGAAAAAUUAAAAGAGAAACAAGAUGCCGGUGAUAUGUCACAAAUUAUUGGGCAAUUUGGAGUUGGCUUCUAUAGUGCUUUUAUGGUUGCUGAUAAAGUAGAAGUGUUUACAAAAUCAUAUGCACCAGAUGCUGAAGGUUUUUGCUGGGUUUCUGAUGGUUCUGACACAUUUAAAAUCUCAAAGGCUGAGGGAGUUCAACCAGGAACUAAAGUUGUUAUACACUUGACUCCAGAGUGCCGGAGUUAUAGUGAUGAGGACACAAUUAAUAGUCUCAUCAUGAAGUACAGCAACUUCAUCAGUAGUCCUAUUUAUGUUAAUGGCAAAAGAGUUAAUACCCUGCAGCCAUUGUGGAUGCUUGAUCCAAAAGAUAUUACACCAUUACAACAUAAAGAGUUCUAUAGGUAUAUUGGGAACUGUUUCGAUUCUCCACGAUUCAUGUUACAUUACUCAACCGACGUUCCACUUAAUAUAAGGGCGUUAUUAUAUUUCCCAGAACAAAAACCACCAUUAUUUGAUUUCGCGCAAGGUGAAACAAGUGGGGUUUCGCUAUAUAGCCGUAAAGUUUUAAUUAAAAAUAAGGUUGAAAAUGUUUUGCCAAAAUGGAUGCGUUUCAUUAAAGGAGUAAUUGAUUCUGAAGAUAUUCCUCUUAAUUUAAGUCGUGAAUUAUUGCAGAAUAGUACUUUAAUUGGGAAAUUGCGUCUUGUUUUAACCACGCGAAUCUUAAAAUUUUUGAAUGAAACAUCUCAGAAAAAUCCUGAGGAAUACGACAAAUUUUAUAAAGAUUACAAUAUCUUUUUAAAAGAAGGUAUUGUAAGCACUGAUAUUCAAAAAGAAAAGGAAGACAUUGCUAAACUUUUACGAUUCCAAUCAUCUGCAAUGCCACCAGAGGAAUCAACAAGUCUACAAGAUUACUGCAAACGAAUGCCUCAUGGUCAAAAUAAGAUCUAUUACCUAUUAGCACCAAGCCGAAACUUAGCUGAACAAUCACCAUAUUACGAAUCUCUAAAGAAACAGAAUAUUGAAGUACUAUUUUGCUAUGAUGCGUAUGACGAUGUGAUUUUCUUACACUUGAAACAGUUUAACUCACAUAACUUAACUUCCGUUGAAGAAGAGUUACGUAAAUCAGAUUCAAAAUCUGAUAGUCCUGGUAUUAUUAAUCAAGGCGAAAUUAACAAUCUUAUAACAUACAUGAAGAAAGUUUUGUCCGGCAAGGCUCAUGACAUUAAAACAACGACUCAACUUGAGUCACAUCCGUGUGUUGUUACAGUUGCAGAUAUGGCAAGUGCAAGACACUUUACCCGCAUACAAACACGUCGAUUAGGAGAUGAAAUGCUUUACUCCAUGCUUCAGCCAUGUUUGGAAAUAAAUCCUAAUCAUUUCCUCAUUAAAAAGCUUUGUGAAUUAAUGAACACCAAUACAAAAUUAGCAGAUCUUCUCACAGAACAGUUAUUCAUGAACAGUAUGGUAGAAGCUGGUUUAAUUGAUAACCCACGUAUAUUAUUACUGUCUCUGAAUAAAUUGCUGAUUGAAGCAUUAGAGAAACAUUAAUUUACAUUAA
Molecule: messenger RNA, 2130 nt
Organism: Bombus pascuorum
Lineage: Eukaryota; Metazoa; Arthropoda; Insecta; Hymenoptera; Apidae
Gene: Trap1
Product: heat shock protein 75 kDa, mitochondrial
Exons: 13
Coding region: 42-2120 (692 amino acids)
Biological process (GO): protein folding
Cellular component (GO): mitochondrial inner membrane
Molecular function (GO): ATP-dependent protein folding chaperone; protein kinase binding; ATP binding
Source: RefSeq, a predicted model, not a curated record